Molecule: messenger RNA, 3471 nt
Organism: Chlorella variabilis
Lineage: Eukaryota; Viridiplantae; Chlorophyta; Trebouxiophyceae; Chlorellales; Chlorellaceae
Exons: 17
Coding region: 1-3471 (1156 amino acids)
Biological process (GO): protein ubiquitination
Molecular function (GO): ubiquitin protein ligase activity
Source: RefSeq, a predicted model, not a curated record
AUGGCGCAGCACGGCGGGGACGCGGGCGACGAGGUGUUCAGCCCCGCUGCCUACCUGCAGACAGUACUGCGCAGCGGCAGCGGCGUCUUCAGCCCGCACGUCUUGGACAGCGGCGAGCUGUGGGCGGCGGCGGCAGCAGGCCACCCGCUGGGCUGGGGCGUGUAUGCCCUGCUGGGCUGGCUCGCCUGGCUGCUCCUGCAAGCUCCCUGGCGCGCCCUGGUCCGCGCUCUGCAGCGCCGCGCCGGCUUUGGCGGCGGCGGCGGCGUGCCGGCGCUGCUGCCGCUACGCCGCCCGCUCACCCCGCUGCUGCGCACGUAUCUGUAUGGCACCUCCGCCGCCCUGCUCUGGAUGCUGCACCUCAACCCAAAGGAGUUUCAGUCAUGGGAAGAUGUGUACUUCUUCUGCGGCGAGCAGUACCAAAACUGCUCCUCCACCUUCCGCUGGAACUCCCGCGGCUGGAUGCAGGCCCUUGUGCUGUGGAACUUUGUGCUGUCCAGCGCGUUGCUGGUGCAGAAGUUUGUGAUUGCGUGGGGCCUGGGCGGCCUGCUGCCGGGGGAGGAGGUGGUGACGCGGGAGAGCUUCAUCAGCAUCGCUUGGCGUCUGGUGCCGUACUGGAUGAACCAGUGGGAGCAGCAGUGGGGCGCCGAGUGCAGCUCCAUGCUGUUUGAGCUGCCCCACUUUGCGCUGGAGCUGCUGGUGGUGCUGCCCUGCAUUAUGUGCGGCCGGCUGAGGGUGAUGGCGCAGCCGCACGUGCGGGAGCCUGCCGCCGCAGCGGGCCCGCCCCACGCCGCCCCGGGCCCAGCCGCAGCGCCCGCGCCGGCUGCGGCAGAUGCAGAUGCAGCAGUAGGGGGCGGCUGGGUGCCUGAUGUCAUGGCCUGCCGCUGGCGCCGCGCCCCCGACCAGCGCCGCCUGAUGCCCCGCCUGCGCGCCAACAGCCGCGCCAUGGCUGUGGCGGCGCUCAUACUGGCGGUGGCCGCCACCAACAGCCUGGUGGUGCCGCUGGCGCUGGAGAGCCAGCCCGCCUCCUCCAAGCGGGCCGACCAGAUCCUUCGGUUCUCAAAGGAACUUUCUUUCCUGGUCACCACCGGGCGCCACGCCGACACCGCUCUGUGGUACCAACGUGUGGCUGCCGCCGCCGCCGCGGCAGCUGCCACGCAGCCGCCGCAGCAGGAGCACGCAGAGGGCGUGGCGGCUGGCCAGCUGCCGUGGGUGGCGGCGGCGGCCGGCAACCAGAGCAGUGACGCCAAGGAUGCCGAGGGCGCGGCCGCUCCGGCGCCUGCCCCGGCGGCAGCCCCCUCUGGAAGCGUCAGCGGCUACGGUGGGGGAGAUGGCGGCGGCGGCGGCGCCGAGGGCGCGGCCGGCUACCUGGCUGCUGCGCUGGAGGGCAGCAGCAACAGCUCCAGGCUAGACGCCAAGCUGGCGGUGUGGAGCACGCUGUGGCAGCCGCUGCUGCCGCAGCACUGGCUGCGUGCCGUGCUCGCGGCAGACGUGAGCGAGGUGGCGGCCCUCAACCCGGCCUACCUCUCGGCCCUGCAGUUUGCCGAGCACGGCGAGUCGGCGGCGCUCAGCCAGCAGCUGCACGCGGCGGCCAACGACCCGCGGGCCGCCGCCGCCGCCGCCGCGGCGCUGCGGCGCCACCGCGAGGGCGCCGGCGCGCCCGCGCUGCCUGCCGGCGGCGGCGACGCCACCGUGCAGCUGCUGCUGAUGUCGGCCAUGGUGGCGGGCAUAGAUGCCAAGCAGGCGCCGCUGCGCCUCAAGUCUGCGGCAGCCGCGGAGGGCGGCGGCGCGGGCCCGGAGGCCGCCGCACUCCUGGGCGACCUAACCUGGCUGCGCCAGCAGCAGCGCAUGUACGCCACCAAAACGGAGCUGCCCGGGGGUGCGGGCGGCACGGCGGCGCUCGACGGCAACGCCACCUGGCUGCAGCAGCAGCUCAUGGCUCCGGUUUACAGGCUGCUGCACAAGCACUGCGUCGAGCUGGAGCGCAUGCGCAGCGCAGACCACCACCGCCUGAUUCCGCUGGUUGAGAUCAGCCUGGCAAUCAUGCGCCUCUCAUGCGAGCGCUUCUUCUCGCUGCUGGCGGUGUUCCUCGGCUUCCUGCUGUACCGCGACCCUCCGCGGUACGCGCAGCGCCUCAUCCGCGCCGUCGCUGCCAUCGCCGCCGUGUUUCAGCUGCUGGUCCUCUACUCCUUCCCCGCCAUCUGCUGGGCCUACGGGGCGGGCGCCCUGUUCAGCAGCUUUGUGUCGCUGGUGUUCUGGACAGGCCCGCUGGUGCGCACCGUGGAAAGGAUGCGCAACGCCGCCACCAGCGUGCAGCCGCAGCAGUGGCGGGCUGCCACGGCGGCAGAGGUGGAGCGCAUGGCGGGGCAGUGCGCCAUCUGCUGGGGCGACAUGCCGGCCGCUGGCGCUGGCGGCGCCGGCGGCAGGCACAGCAGGCGGCCGAGCGCGGCCGAGCAAGCGGCGGCGGCAGCAGGGAGCCCUGUCGGGCCGGCAGCGGAGGCGCAGGCCGGGGCAGCGCCGGUGGCUGUGCCGGAAGGGCCGCCGGCGGCCGCACCUGCAGCAGCAGCGGCGGCGCCUGCCGCCGCCGGCGAGCCCGGCGCCGCCGCUGCCGCCGGCCCCACGAGCGCCGCGGCGGCGCUGCCCUGCGGCCACGCCUUCCACCGCGACUGCCUGCAGCAGUGGCUGCAGCAGUGCUAUGCCCAGGGCCGCGGCGCCACCUGCCCGAUGUGCCAGGCCAGCGUGGCGCUGCGGGUGCGCUACCACAUGCCCUGGCACCGAGGCCCGCCGGACGGGCAGGACGGCGAGGGCGGCGACGCGGCGGCGGCGGCGGCAGCCGCGGAGGGCAUCCCGGGGAUCCAGGCCCUGGUGAGGGCGCUGCAGGACGACUUCCGCGCCCGGUUUGAGCCGAUGCUGGAUGUGGCGGCGGCGGGGGCCGAGUUGGGCGCCCCAUUUUUUAGGAUUGCGCACGCCUGGCCGGCGCAGGAUGCGGUGCUGCCGCCGCCGCCGCAGGCGGCGCCACUUGAAGAUGCCCCGCAGCAGGGGCAGGGGCAGGGCCCCGUGGCGGCAGGGGCUGUGCCGGGGGCUGCCCCGCCAGAGGCGCCACCUGCAGCCGCCCCAGCGCCGGGAGCAGCGGUCGGGGUGCCUGCAGCCGCGGCCGGCGUCCCUGCAGUGGGAGGGGCGGCACUGGAGGUGUCUGCGCAGGAAGGGGUGGAAAGGAUGGGCGCUGGCUCGGCCCAGGCGGCGCCCCAGGAGGGUGCCCCGCUGCCGCUGCUGCCGCUGCAGCUGGAGCAUGAUCCACAGCAGCAGCAGCAGGAGGAGGAGAAGGAGGAGGGCCCCCAGCAGCAGACCGGCAGGCGCCCCGCCCCGGAGCCAGCCGCGCUCGCAGGCCGGCAGCAGGAGCAGCAGCAGGGGCGCAGGCGGGGGCUGCUGGCCCGGCUGCUGCGCAGGCGGCCCCGGGGCGGAGGCGCCGGCUGA